Rhea pennata is the source of this 1378-nucleotide messenger RNA. RefSeq names its product methionine sulfoxide reductase A (gene MSRA). Bases 46 to 741 code for a protein of 231 amino acids. Gene Ontology annotation, biological process: cellular response to oxidative stress. The transcript is spliced from 6 exons. The record is from RefSeq and is a predicted model, not a curated record. Gene Ontology annotation, cellular component: cytoplasm. Lineage: Eukaryota; Metazoa; Chordata; Aves; Rheiformes; Rheidae. Gene Ontology annotation, molecular function: peptide-methionine (S)-S-oxide reductase activity.
GCCGCUCCCCCAGCCCCGCCGCCGCUCCCAUCCGACUCGAGGGCGAUGCCCACAGCGCCGCGGCGCCUCCUCCGCACGCUCGUCAGCUCCACCUUCAGGAUGGGCGACUCGGGCUCCAGGCUGCUUCGGAGAGAAGAAGCGCUCCCCGGCAGGAGCCAAAGCAUCCAGGUGGCAGAUAAACAUCAUGUCAAUGGAAACAGAACGAUAGAACCUUUCCCAGAGGGAACACGGAUGGUUUUGUUUGGUAUGGGCUGUUUCUGGGGAGCUGAGAGGAAGUUUUGGAGACAGAAGGGAGUCUACUCCACUCAAGUGGGUUAUGCAGGAGGAUAUACCCCGAAUCCUACCUACAGAGAAGUCUGCUCAGGUAAAACUGGCCACACAGAGGCUGUACGAGUAGUAUAUCAGCCAGAAAACAUCAGCUUUGAGAAACUGCUCAAGGUCUUCUGGGAGAAUCAUGACCCGACACAAGGAAUGCGGCAGGGUAAUGACUUUGGCACACAGUACCGUUCGGCCAUCUACACGUUCUCCCAGGAACAGAUGGAAGCUGCCUUGAGAUCUAAAGAGGAUUAUCAAAAGGUAUUGACAGAGGGCGGUUUUGGUACCAUCACAACAGAAAUCCGGGAGGCUCCAGAGUUCUAUUACGCUGAAAAUUACCAUCAGCAGUACCUCAGCAAGAACCCCAAUGGAUACUGUGGGCUCGGGGGCACGGGGCUUUCCUGUCCGAUUGCGAUCAAUAAAUAGUCUCUGCUUAUGCCACUGCUUCAACGUUGUAUUAGGGGCUUGUUUGAAAAGAAGCCGAUAACCCAGUGGAUGUUAUUGCACACCCGCAGAAUCAGUCCGUAAGGAUUUGGGCACCCCGUAGGGGUGACGUUCUGUAAUCUGAGCAGCUGACAUUGCUUUGCAUUCAAAGACUUUAAAAAAGCCAAAGUAGCGUUGGAAAUUGCUCCUGUUUGUGAAUGCGGCUUCUUGCUCUGUGCAGUUCACUGGGUUUCCUUGAAAUCUCACAGUCUGGAAAGAAAAUAAACUUUUGAAGUUUGGCUUGAUGCAUUAAUAAGGAGAUGAAUUAGGGGAUGGCGUAGCUAAUGGUUGUAGACAUCUUGGUUUAAUGAAUUUGCUCGUUAUGAGAGCUUUGACUUUUGGAAAUAGUAGUUGGGAUCAUCUUAACUAUCAAAACUCUAUAAUUUGGUAUUAUUAAGAAUAGUGAACUUCUGAGAUCAGUAAUUCUCUCACAGUACUACUUUCAUAGCAACAUAUAAAUAUCACCUGUAGUGCCUAUUUUCUGAAACAGUUUAGUAAAAAAAUAAAAUAAAAAUUUUGACGUGAUGUUUCUUGUUGACAGUUCCAAAAAGUAUAUAAACACAAAAAGCAUUCAAUUUUG